GAAAAGGAACACCCCACCUGUGCCUGUCAAUACCACCCACUUCUAUAAAAUCUGGCUAGAUUGUGUACUUCCACCGCCAGAACCAAGAAAGCUGCGCCCCUGGGCUGGUGCCUUUCCGCUGGAUCCGAGACUGGACAUAGGGAAGGAGAUGUCCCCGGGAGCCACCCGACCACAUUGUGGAAGCAAAGCGACUACUCUGCACUAGAAGAAAUACUUUAGAAGCCGGGGUACCUCUCCUCACCCGCAGAGAUGACUGCUAACUCCUAAUUAGACCACCUCCCUGAGAGGCACUGCUUGGCCAGCGUUCGGUAAGACGUUUAAGUCACAGAGUCGAAGCCAAGGAUCCAGUCUAGUGGGGAAGGGCCGCAGGGAAACGUGCCGCGGGGUCGAGGCUGCACUGACCCGAGUGGGCUGUCGAGGGCGUGGUGUAGAAGCCGGGGAGCGCUGACACUUGCUCUGGGGACCUCUUGCAGCCAGGGGGGGAUCUACCCCACUUCCCGGCCGUUGAGAGUCCUGUGCCACUCACGUGCGCUAGGAACUCAUCAGGGAGGACGAGCCUUGAGUCUGGGAGAUGUCCCGGGACGCCCAGGGCGACAGCUGCAUUGUCCAGGCCCAGCCCAAGGCCUCUUCUCUCUUGAGGCCAGCCUGGUAUCCUCUGCUCUCGGGGACUUCGCAGGGGUCCGCCAAGCCCCUGCUCCUGCUCCUGGAGCUGCUACAGGAUCCGGGUCCUGAGACAGGUGCGAUUCUCUUUGGAAGCCACAGGGAAAAGAGACUGUCCUUGCGGUCUCAGUGCCCCAGGACUACUCUUGGCUCCUCAAUGCAGAGCUUCGCGAGCAGGAAGAUAACAGACGCUUCCCCAGUUCUCUGCAGCAGACACCCCUCGAUCCUGGGUCUGGAGUCUUGCCCGUGGGCCCAGCGAAAGACCUUGAGGCGUGGGAGGCCUCUAGGAAGCCGGUCUCUGCAAGCGGACGUUGCAGAGCCUGAGGGCCGCUGCGCAAGGGUGCGGUGCCUGGAACUUGGAGCUAGCCCAUCAGCACAGUUCCACUGGGAUCUUCCACCCCAUCUCCAGAUAAAGACCAGGCUGUCCUUGCCUAGAAGAUAGGUUCAAUGCCUCCUGCAGCCAGCUCCAGUGCUCUUUGAAUCCAAGUUCUUGAGUCCCUAUUAACUGCUUAAGCCAAAGACUCAGGAACUGCUGGUCAAACCCCUUGGCCUCCAAAUACUUGAGAAGCUUCUUUCUCAGCCAGGGGGUCACAGCGAGAAGAAAGCCGGAUCCCAGCGACCUUAUAUUAAGAUUAAAGACAUUUUAGAAAACA
Mastomys coucha (southern multimammate mouse) is the source of this 1313-nucleotide messenger RNA. RefSeq lists its product as uncharacterized. The record is from RefSeq and is a predicted model, not a curated record. NCBI's taxonomy places the organism in Eukaryota, Metazoa, Chordata, Mammalia, Rodentia, Muridae. The transcript has a single exon. The coding region runs from base 572 to 1102 and encodes 176 amino acids.